This is a messenger RNA of Microplitis demolitor, 2743 nucleotides long. Its product is annotated as chitooligosaccharidolytic beta-N-acetylglucosaminidase. Gene Ontology annotation, biological process: ganglioside catabolic process; glycosaminoglycan metabolic process; carbohydrate metabolic process. Lineage: Eukaryota; Metazoa; Arthropoda; Insecta; Hymenoptera; Braconidae. The record is from RefSeq and is a predicted model, not a curated record. Bases 46 to 1827 code for a protein of 593 amino acids. Gene Ontology annotation, cellular component: membrane. Gene Ontology annotation, molecular function: beta-N-acetylhexosaminidase activity. The transcript is spliced from 4 exons.
UCGCGAUUAUUGGCGCACUAGUUUCUAGUAAAUACGAAUAAUAAAAUGUUCGGUGUACUAAUUACUAUUUUAGUUUUUCAGAGCUUCUGUACUCAUGCCCAAAUUUUCAGCUCGCCAUGGAAUUACAAAUGUACUAAUGGACAGUGUGUUAAAUUUGAAACAAUUAAAAAUGAGUCGAUAUCUUCUUUGGAAGCUUGCCAACUCCUCUGCGGCGAUGGCGGAUUGUGGCCCAAACCAACAGGCCCUUAUUACAUCGGCAAUUCUCUGGUUAAUUUGAACCCUAGUAAAAUAAAAUUACAUUUAAUCAACUCGUCUUCAAUUGCCGGGGAUCUGCUUAAGCGCAAAGUCAACGCGCUCAAGAUGAACCUAAAGAAAUUUAUCCGAAACCCGCGAAAACUUGUAGGGUUGGGUCUUGAUAUAUAUAUCAAAGGGUUGAUUAAUGACAGUGACAUGACUCUUAGGCUCAGUACCAAAGAAAGUUAUAAAUUGAAAAUAAAUAAACGCAAGAGUUCAGUAAGCGUAAUAAUAAGAGGGGAAAAUUACUUUGGAGUACGAAAUGCUCUGGAGACUUUGUCCCAACUGAUAGUUUUCAAUGAUUUUGUUGAUAAAAUUCAAAUAGCGACGAACGUUUCUAUAAUUGACGGUCCAGUUUACCCCUAUCGUGGAAUUUUACUGGAUACGAGCCGCAAUUAUAUCAGUAAAGAAGAAAUAUUGAAGACUAUUGAGGCCAUGGGAAUGUCGAAACUGAAUACAUUCCAUUGGCAUCUGUCAGACUCACAGAGUUUUCCUUACGUCAGUCGAUCCUGGCCAAAUAUGUCUAGAUACGGAGCUUAUUCGUCCAAUAAAAUCUACACUGAGAAAGAUAUCAAGGAGAUCGUUAGCUUUGGGAUUUAUCAGGGCGUCCGAGUGAUUCCAGAGCUGGAUGCCCCGGCACAUGUUGGCGAGGGCUGGCAAUGGGUCGGCGAUGAUGCUCUGGCUUGUUUUCGUGGUGAGCCUUGGCCGUCAUAUUGCCAGGAACCACCUUGUGGUCAACUGAAUCCCGCUAGUAACAGAGUCUAUGAAGUGCUAGAAAGUCUUUACAAAGAUCUGAUGGACGAUUUCAAGCCGGUGGUCUUUCACAUGGGCGGGGACGAAGUGAAUAUCAACUGCUGGAACUCAUCGGAGUCUAUUAGAAAAUUUGUCAGCAAAAAAGGAUGGAGUUUAGACGCGUCUGGUUUUGUAAAACUUUGGCUUUUAUUCCAACAGCGCGCGUAUGAUAAAUUAAAAUUGGCUGGUGGUGGUGAAGAAGUCAAGGCUGUUUUGUGGACGAGUAAGCUCACUGAUGAAAAUAAUAUUGAGUAUUUGGACCCUGAUAAAUAUAUAAUUCAAAUAUGGACGGCAGCUUAUGAUGACACGAUCAGCAGACUUUUGCAGAAUGACUUUCAAGUCAUUUUUUCAAACUACGACGCGCUUUAUCUUGACUGCGGCUUUGGAGCUUGGAUUGGUGAAGGAUCCAACUGGUGUUCGCCUUACAAAGGAUGGAAAAAAAUUUACGAAAAUUCUCCUCUGAAAAUAGUUAAGGAACACGGGGUUGAAAAUAAAAAACAUCUGAUUCUUGGUGGAGAAGUUGCGUUAUGGACGGAACAAGUUGACAGUACUUCAGUAGAUUCACGUCUGUGGCCCAGAUCAGCAGCUCUGGCUGAAAGAUUGUGGGCAGAGCCAUCAUCAUCAUGGAGAAAUGCAGAACCACGCAUACUCCGUCAUCGCGAACGUUUGGUAACCCGUGGAAUUUUAGCUGAUAGUUUAGAACCAGAAUGGUGCAGACAAAAUCCAGGGAACUGCAACUAGAAAAUAAAAUUUUAAAAUCCACACUUUUAUUUUAUUUUUAUAAAAAAAGAAUUGACCAAUAAUUUAGAUAUCAAGAAUAAAAAAAUAAGUACGUGCCUAAAUUUUUCAAAGUCGUUUAAAAAUAAUUUGUCUUAUUGUCUUAUCUGUUAUUAAUUAAUUUUAAUGAGUUUAUUAUUUCUAGUUUGACGUAGAUCAUUAACUUUUAACAAAUAACUGAGACUCAUGGUUUAACUUAUCAGUAAAAUGAUGAUAUAUACCCGCGUUAAAUCAAUGCCCCCAAGUUAAUAAUAAUUACUUUAAAAACAGAUUUUAUUUAAACAAGUCUUCAUUCAACAGAGUGAGCUUAACUGCUGCGUCUUAACGAUCUAGUAAUUAAUUAUAAAUAUUUAAGAUGGCGAGCAAGUGUUACAUAUUUGAAAUACUGUUUGUGUGUAUAAUGUUACAAGUAUUACAAACUGUGACAUCAUCACAAGUUUUAUGUUCAAUUAAACUUCCAGAGGAUAAUCAAGAGAUCCAGUACUUUACUAAAGAAGCCAUAAAAUUAAUUCCAGCGUUUCGCAGAAGUCAAAGAGAGAUAAUAGUUUUACAAAUCUUUGACCCAUCCUUGUACAUUACUUCUGAUGAAAGGCGGUAUGAAUUUUAUGUUAUAUAUAAAAGAACUAUGUGCGACAAGGGACAAUUGAAAGAUUCUUGCUUAAACUUAAAUUAUUGGUAUGGAAAACAGUACUGCAAAAUUAAAGUGUAUACAAAAGCUGCUGAACCCAUUACGGCUGAAUGUAGCCACCGAAUGAAUGUGUACUUCUAUAUUAAAAUAUUUGGUCAUCCUAAAAACUAAAGUUGUAUUGAUUGUAAUUAACACUGCAUUGUUAAAAUAAUUAUUAAAGCUUGAAAAUAAAAUUUCAAAAUGUUAUUUAAA